This is a messenger RNA of Mya arenaria, 2948 nucleotides long. RefSeq names its product nuclear transcription factor Y subunit beta-like. The record is from RefSeq and is a predicted model, not a curated record. Gene Ontology annotation, cellular component: CCAAT-binding factor complex; nucleus. Gene Ontology annotation, biological process: regulation of transcription by RNA polymerase II. Gene Ontology annotation, molecular function: RNA polymerase II cis-regulatory region sequence-specific DNA binding; protein heterodimerization activity; DNA-binding transcription activator activity, RNA polymerase II-specific. Lineage: Eukaryota; Metazoa; Mollusca; Bivalvia; Myida; Myidae. The transcript has 9 exons. Bases 143 to 772 code for a protein of 209 amino acids.
GCUGAUCGUUCAUGUUCGUGAGAUUUUACUGGCUAGAGGUUUCGAUUGUUGACCAACCAAUUUUAGAAGUUUGAUUUCUGGUUUGUUUAUGUUUACAACAUCCACGUGAUUCUUUUGUUUGAUGCCGCAGUCUUAAGCAAGUAUGGACGGGGGAGGGGACGCACAAGGUGAGAACAGCCUCACAGACUCGUUCUUCCCAUCUGGGGGUGAACACAUAAACAUUGAAGGUGAUGGAGAUGAGGGUGAGGAAGGCGGUGACCAUGAUGACAUGCCCAAAGAACUUGAAGUGCCACUCAGAGAACAGGACAGAUUUCUACCCAUUGCAAAUGUUGCAAGAAUAAUGAAGAAUUCUGUACCGAAAACUGGCAAGGUAUGUACAAUGAUUGCUAAAGACGCCAAGGAGUGUGUUCAGGAGUGUGUGUCUGAGUUUAUCAGCUUCAUCACCAGCGAAGCAAGUGAAAGAUGUUUUCAGGAGAAGCGAAAAACUAUCAAUGGGGAGGAUAUUCUAUUUGCCAUGUCCACCCUCGGCUUUGACAGCUACGUGGAGCCACUCAAGAUGUACCUGCAGAAAUAUAGAGAGUCAAUGAAGGGGGACAAGCCAUUGCUGCCUAGUGAAGGAGAAAUGUCAGAAUUAGAAGUAGCCUCCUUUGAAAUGCAGACUGCGACCCCCAUGAUAGACCCAAACAAUCAGCAGAACGUGAUCUACACCACAUUUGCUGCCAACCAACCAGGGAUCCAGCAGAUAAAUUUCGGCAAUGUGACGGGGAUGUAGAAGCUGACAGGAUUGUAGAUUAGAGCACUCUCAUUGACUCUUAAAUGGACUUGUUCACAUUUUAUAGGGUCAGACAUCGAUAAAAUGAAUUUCUUGUAAAAUGUGAACAAAAUGCCUGCUUUAAUGGUAAAACAUAAUCAAAAGUUCAUGAUAGUGUUAAAUUGUUAAUGAUUAUUUAAAAAUAUGACAGAAUAUUCUGUAUUUUUCUGAAAAUAGUUAGUCAUGCUAUUGGAAAUGUGAACAUUUAAGGCUUGUAUUUACAAGUCCUGUUUAUUUCCCAAAAUUGCAGUAAUCUUGCUAUUUGGUGUUUUUUCAUGAAAGAGAGUGAAAUAAUCUUAUUUCAACAAUGGGGAAAAAUGUUGCCACCAUAAAAUCUGUAAAUGAGUCCCUUGAAAGACAUAAUGCAACACCGUGGUGAUUCUGUUGAAGAUGGAAGAAUGAAAAGAUGUGAAACUGAACCACUGUGAUAUAAAUAUUCAUUACUGUUAAACCAUUAUGGUCAUUACCCUGGACAAACAAUGGCAUGUUUAUGAUCAAUAUUUUUUUUAAACAAAGUUGGUAAUUAUCGAGGGCAAUCGUUUAUUGAUUAAUGAGUUGUAUAAACUGAACAUGAGAGAUGGAAAUAACUUAUUUAAAUGAGCAUAAGCCUGUUAGCCUGAAAGAAGUUUUUUCCUGACAUUUGCAUAAAAAAUGAUAGGAAGUACCUUGAAAAGAACAUAGUUGAAACAUUUUUUAAAGGGGUCUACUCCUCUUUACCAUGCUUUGGCUAUAUAUCCCUCAUACUCAAACAAAUGACCAGCUCUUCUUUCAGUAUUGACAAAUAUUAGCUUUAGAACUACUGUCUUUACUUGUAGAGAUUUUUAGUAUCUUGCAAAACAAAUGAGUGUGCAAAUCUAUGUUAAUAUUGGUGCAUGUGGCUGAUAUAUGAAUGCCAGGGCAGCUGAAUCAUCCUUUUUUUUUUUUUUCAUGUCAUUAACUAAUGUGUGCCUUUACGGUACUUUUAACUUAUUGUAACUUUCGUAAUAACUAUUAUGAAACAAUGAAACGCUUGUUCAGAACUUUGUUAUGGUUAACAAUGCUGUUAAUGGCAUUGUUGUUAGCUUUAAAAGGUGAACUAUUUUAUGAUGUGCUCUCAAAUCUUGUUUGAAGGACUGCAGAUCACAAGUGUAUCCAUUAAACUGUCAUAGCAUUAAAAAUUAUAAAGUUAAAAACUAGGACGUUAACAGUGUUGUUUACUUUAACAAAGUUCUGACCAACAAUCCCAUCGAUAAACUUUAUGAGUUAUUUAUUAUGAUUCUAUUGUCAAAAAAUAAAUGUUGCUGUAAAACGGCAAAUUAUUGUGACUGAUAGUGUCAAAUUCAAAUGUUAGGUUAAUCACAUGUUUACAUAACACUUACUUUAAUGGCCUCUGUAACAUAUAUGUUGGUAAUUUUAAUUAUUAGAGAGUUUAUACUGUACAAAAAAAUGAAAUAUAGUUUCGUUGUAAAAGAAAACAUUUUUACAUCUGAUUAUGUUUGUAGACUUUUUUCCUCAUGCAUUUAAGUAUCAACUUUGUAUUUAUUUUGAAAACAUCAAAGGAGUAAGAAUGCAGCUGUAAAUGUUUGCAAAAUAUGAACUGUUAGCCAUUUUCAUUUUGUCUUAUGCACAUUUUAUUUUAAUCUAUUAAAUAUGCUUAAAGUACUUUCUCAGGAAAAUGAUUUUGGCGUUUUUUUUUUGGUUUUGAUUUAGAGUGUUCACAUUCAUAAAUAUAUGAUAGUAUACAUUUACGAACAAGUGAAUUUAUGUUGAUGUUCUCAGAACCUCCAUUAGUAAGAUUGAUCUUUCUACACAGCCCUAGUCAAAUAAGAUCUUUAGAGCAGAUGGCAAUUUUAUGAAAAAUCAGCAUUUUGUUUCCCGAUCAGACAAUGAAUUGACAAAAGUUACCAAAAAGGUUGAUAGCUCAUACAUUUCAAUGAGAGAAAAUAGAACUAUGUAUGGUGUUAAAACAUUUAGUUUGUUGAUGCGUUACUUACAUGAAAAUUGAACCCAUUUGAUUCUUCUCUGAUGUUAAAGAUGGUAUUUUUCUGUUGAAAAUCAUGACCUUGUUUUAACUACAUCGACCUUCAUGUGUCAAUUGUUUCACUCACAUUGUAUAUAUUUCAUAGACUUUUGAACACCAAUAAAUCAUCAAAAGUAA